Molecule: messenger RNA, 2385 nt
Organism: Ordospora colligata OC4
Lineage: Eukaryota; Fungi; Microsporidia; Ordosporidae
Product: cell division protein
Exons: 1
Coding region: 1-2385 (794 amino acids)
Molecular function (GO): GTP binding
Source: RefSeq, a predicted model, not a curated record
AUGAACAAUCAAAAGGAAAAUUCACAUGCAAGAAAGAAUCUUAUACAAAAUUUUCUGAAAGAAAUGAAUUACGAUACUAUGAAAUGUGUCUUUAAUUGGAAUCAUGGUAUUGAGCGAGAAUUUAAACAAUUUUGUGACAAAGAAAUCGAAUUUUUGCUUAAUGUGUCAGAGAAGACUUUUAAAAAAUAUUUAAAAGAAUGGUGGGAUAAAAAACUAGAAAAAACGUAUAACGAAAAGCGGGGAGAUGAUGGAUGGAGGAAAAACUUAUAUAAAGAUACAUGGGACAAAGGAUUUAGUAACUCGUGGAAUGAUAUUAAAAAUCGGAUCGAAAAUUAUAAAUCUUCGGGUAUUAAUAUUAUAAGUAAGGAAAUCAUAAUCCAGUUUUUAACUAAAAUGUCGUAUGAUAUUAUUGAACAAGAAACGCAAGGAAACCCAACCCAACAAAAUUUAGAAGAAAUACUUAAAAGUCAAGGGAUAAGAACAAUUAAUGUUGUGGACUACAGUAAUUUUAAUACGAAAAACGGUAAAGUGAAAUUGAAUGAUCCUCAAGAUAUUCUGUAUCUUGGCGGGGAUGAAAAUGAAUAUAACCAAUUAAAAAAACAAGAUCAAGAUACUAGGAAAGAAUAUGAAGAAAAUUGCAAAAGUAGAACGCCUAGUAAAGAAGAGGAAAAUGAUUUCUAUAAUACAAUACGAACCAAGACGAUCAUCUUAAUGGGAGCGACUGGUUCCGGAAAAAGCUUGCUCAUAAACGCAAUGGCUAAUUAUUUACUUGGUGCUGAAGAGGACGGGACGGAUAGAAUACAAAUUCUUAAGAUUGAUGGAGAUGGUAAUCAAUCAAGUAGUCAAACAAGUAAAAUAACCGCAUAUGUGCUUUUUUAUUAUGAUCAAUAUAAUAAACGAAAGGCAAUUCAGAUAAUAGAUACACCAGGUUUUGGAGAUACAGGAGGACAAGAUAGAAAUAAACAGAUCAGUAAACAAAUACGUGACUUUAUAUUAAAAGAUGAAAUGGAAGAAAUUGAUGCUGUUUGUUUUGUAGAUCCUAACUCGAAUGUUAGGGCUACACCUACUGUAAAAUACAUCGCGAAUUCUGUUUUAUCUGUAUUUGCCGAUGAUGUAAAAAAUAACAUUCAUUUGUUAGUUACAUUUGCAGAUUCGGGAUUUCCACCGGUAGUAAAUGCACUUAAAGAAGUCCCCGAUUUUCCUAAAAAUCGCGAUGGAAAGAUCACGUAUUAUAAAAUCAAUAAUAGUGGUUUGUAUACUAAUUAUAAUGACCAAGACAAAUUAUUGUCACAAAAUUUUUGGAUGAUGAGACAAGAAACUUUCGAUAAUUUUUUCUCCAUGUUAGCUAAAACGAAUCCUGUAAGUCUAAAAAAAACUAAGGAAAAUAUAAGAAUCCGGAAAAAUAAUGAAGAAGUAAUAGAAAGUAUAGAAGAACACAUGAAUUUUAUGCUUAAACCAUAUGAAGAAGCUAAGACUGAAGUGAAUAAGUUAAUAAGUAAUCAAACAAAGGACAGAAUCUAUAACAAUUUUGAUGAUUUUUUCGAAAUAAACAUAAUAGCAAAUAGAGGGGAAGUUAAUGAUAGUACAUUGGGUAAUUUAUAUCCCGAGUGUGGUAUUUUGAAAAAUUUAAAAAUCCUAAGAGACAAUGUGAAGAUAAUAUUUGAAAAGCUAGAAAACGUAAACGAGGAACCCUUAAAUCAAACCCAUCCAGAUUCGAAUGUAUUUCAGCUACUUUCUGAAGUUAAAACGAAAAUUAACGAGAAAAAACAAACAAAGGAUUUAACAGAGAACCUGAUUCUAAUUCUAGAUAUGAUUCAAGAUGAUUCGAAUAAAAAUAAACCCUCAUGCGUACCAGUUGAUUCAAGUGAAUCAUCAAAAUAUCCUAAACCCUCACGUGAGCAGAAAACAAAACCGGAACUAUUAAUGAUAGCUGUAGCGGUGAUAUUGAUGAUUAUUGAAGCAGUGUUUACAGGAAUAAUGAUAAGAAAUGUAUUGAAGAAUGGAUAUGGAAUGAAUGAUAUAGUGAUGAACCUAGCCAUGGCAAUUAUAACUGUAAUGGUGAUGCUGUGUGUUAUUGGAUAUGUGAUGAAUAGAAACAGACCUUUCUGGCAUGAUGUAGCGAUGGUAGGAGGAAGUGCAGGAAUUGCAUUUAUGAGAAUCUGUAUGCUAGUGUUUUUGAGUAAGUAUAUGAAUAUAAUGAACAUAAUUAUAAUGGCAAUAGGUGUAGCAAUGAUAAUAGCGAGUGGAGUAGCUAUUGCGAAUAAAAAUAAGAUUAAGAAGAAUGUCGGUGGAAAUGAUAAAAGUGGAAAUUAUACAAAUCGAAUGACUAAGAAUGUGAUAGUGACACUGGGUUUAUGUGUGAUGGCUAUAACAGUAGGAUUUUAG